Molecule: messenger RNA, 1821 nt
Organism: Penicillium subrubescens
Lineage: Eukaryota; Fungi; Ascomycota; Eurotiomycetes; Eurotiales; Aspergillaceae
Exons: 9
Coding region: 1-1821 (606 amino acids)
Biological process (GO): arachidonate metabolic process
Cellular component (GO): membrane
Source: RefSeq, a predicted model, not a curated record
AUGUCUCCUCAGCCAUCUUUAAAAACUGUCAAGAGUCUCCCGACUCUGCCAUGUGGGAAUGUGGAUGAUGCGCCCUCUCCCUCUAACGGAGACUAUAUCUUCAAGGCCGACCCUACUGAAGAUGACAGCAAACCUCUUGUUUCGGGCAAAUCCGAUGCUAUUGAAAAUCGGAUUUGGUUCAAGACCAACGCACUCAAUGCUGCAACAAUCAAGAGUUUCCAAAGCAUCCAGCUCUUCGCGGAUACGCAUGACCAGGGGCAUGUGGAUGAUACCUCCCUAGGGAACUGGACUUGGCUCGAGGUGGCGAUCUUUGAAGAUGAGUCUUCAGACAAGCCUCGAACGAAAGACAGCGUCGAGCUUGUCUGGAUGAGCCACAAGAAUCGCUUCCUCACGGACGAGUAUGGCUGGAUGGCUGGCCAAAUCUUCGGUCGUGAUCACGACCUUUUGAGGCAGCUAGAGCCGGGCAACGUCUUGGCCGUUCAAGUGUGCGCUCGAUUCCCAGGCUGGGAGCUCUACGGAAAAGACGCAUAUCUCAUUUUCGAUGUUGGCGACGAGACAGACCUUGAUCCGCCGCCGGCUUAUUCCAAUGUUCUUCAGCAGAUGAUGAGCGUGCAGCAAACACUCGACGAAGUCAAUGAUCUCAAGCUCAAGAUUAGCGAUAAAAAGAUCGACAGGCAGAAUGAUGCCUUCAAGCCGCAGAUUCCCCUGGACUUGACUCGCGCAGAUGCCUUCGCUGGAGGAGACAAGCGUCCUCUGCGGGUGCUGUCACUUGAUGGCGGUGGUGUUCGAGGUAUUGCCAGUCUUCUGAUAUUGCAAGCUGUUCUUGACAAGGCAGCCCCUGGUAAGAAACCUUGCGAGAUAUUUGAUAUGAUCGGUGGCACUAGUACUGGAGGUUUGAUCGCCAUCAUGCUCGGUCGCCUUCAAAUGACAGUCGCCGAGUGCAUCGUUCAGUACGAUAACGUGAUGAAAGAAGUUUUCCCCGAAACAGGCGACAUAAAGAAAGCGUUCAAUCUUGCGACUCACGGCGAAUUCUACGACUCGACUAACUUGGAGAAUAUUAUCAAGAAGCUCAUCAAGGAUAAGCUGGGCGAUUCUGACGUUGACCUACUUGACGAGAAAGGGCCUUGCAAGAUUUUCCUGAUGGCUACCAACUCCCAGGCUGCGAAUAACCGGGCCCCUGUUUUCCUGCGCUCGUACAAGAAUCCAAACAAUAUGGAGGAUAGUGCAUUGGUGAAUAUGAAGUUGUGGCAGGCAGCCCGGGCGACUUCUGCUGCGCCGGCAUAUUUCAAGCCUUUGCAGGUCAAUGGAUACACUCUUGUUGAUGGUGGAUUGGGUGCAAAUAAUCCACUGGGAUGGCUCUGGACCGAAGUGCUCGGCGUAUUUGGCCCAACCCGUGCAACCGACUGCUUCCUCAGCAUCGGAACUGGAAUGGCCGCCAACGCCCCGGUUAUUCAGCCAGGUAUCAUCCCUACUCACGCAGUGGAGGAGAGUUAUAUCUCCGUUGCAACCAACAGCGAGCUUAUCAAUAUCAUGUUCCGAACACUGCUCGACGCUUUUGCUCCUGUCAUUCGCGAGCACAAGUACUGGCGGAUGAACGUGUAUAAGGACAUUCUGACUGAGGACAAGGUCGUUGAUGGCGGAUGGCUGAACUGGAAGAAGCAAGUUGUGCCAACUACUAACAAUUACGAGAACCCUGGAGAUCUGGAUGAUGUCAAGGCAGCGCUGGGGAAAUUGACUGACUGGACUAAAGAGUAUAUUGUGCAGGAGCAGACGAUGAUUGCGGACUGUGCGGCUGCUAUUGCGAGGAAUGUCGGCAAGUAG